GUGUUUGUGGCUGGUGCUACGGGGCGGCUGGGGGCGCGCAUCGUGCGGCAGCUGCUGCUGGAGUCGCCGCAGCUGCGUGUACGGGCCGGGGUGCGCGACCCGGAAAAGGCCGCGGAAUACCUACGGACAGCGGUCGACUACGGGCUGCUGCCGGCCGACGCCGCACGCCGCGUUACGCUCGUGCCGGUCGACCUGACUAAGCCCGACACCAUCGCACCUGCCAUCGGAAACGCUGCCAAGGUGGUGCAGGCGAUCGGCGCGCCCGAGAGCGAGCCCUUCAAUUUCAGCAACCCCAAGAACAUCGACGGAGAUGGCGCCAUUGCCCUCGUGGAAGCUGCCAAGCAGCUGGAAGUCGACCAGUUUGUCAUGGUCACCUCGCUGGGCACCGCCAAGAUCGGCUUCCCCGCAGCGGUGUUGAAUCUGUUCGGGGGCAUCCUGAUCCAGAAGAGGCGCGCUGAGGUGGCGCUUGAGGGCAGCGGCCUGAAUUACGUGAUUGUGCGUCCCGGGGGUAUGGAACGCCCCACGGAUCAGUACAAGGCCACCCACAACGUCACCCUCGCCCCCAAGGACACCCUCUUCGGCGGCCAGGUGUCGCGCCUGCAGGUGGCUGAGCUGGUGGCAGCAGCUGUCGCCAACCCAGAGCUGGCCGAGAACAAGGUGUUGGAGGUGGUAGCAGAGGAGACGAAGCCGCUGAGAAGCUACGAGGAUCUGCUGACGGACGCGCCAAGCGACGGCAGCCAGGCCGAGAAGCUGGAGAGAAUCCGCACGCAGCAGGAAGCCGCCGAGCAGCUGGAAGCCGCCCGCCAACGGGUCAGAGCCCCUUUGUUCCCUCAAUUCUGCAGCACGCAGACUGCCUUGGCACUAGUGUUUGUGUCCAAAAAGCUCGCGUAA
Messenger RNA from Coccomyxa subellipsoidea C-169, 891 nucleotides. RefSeq names its product NAD(P)-binding protein. The annotation marks the transcript as partial. NCBI's taxonomy places the organism in Eukaryota, Viridiplantae, Chlorophyta, Trebouxiophyceae, Coccomyxaceae. The transcript has 5 exons. The record is from RefSeq and is a predicted model, not a curated record.